Messenger RNA from Didymodactylos carnosus, 486 nucleotides. The record is from the annotation of a GenBank genome assembly. NCBI's taxonomy places the organism in Eukaryota, Metazoa, Rotifera, Eurotatoria, Philodinida, Philodinidae.
AUGGGCGGAACUGUCUCUGCGCGUGAGUUUCGUGCGCUGAAACGACAUGUACCGAAAAGUCGGCGCGGAAAUGUUGUGUCAGGUCUUAAUCCUAAACGUCCAAUGAAUCUCCGUCUUCUACUAACUGAACCAGAGACUGGAUUCAUCCUAUGGUCUGAUACUAUCGAUAAUAAACUCACAUUACCUAAAGAACAAAUAUUUUCAUUUCGUCAUUCGACUCAAAAGGGUUACGUUAUGGUCAAAUUUGAUCAAGGCCAAGAUUAUUACGAUUUUUAUAAAUUUUAUACUCAAAUAACUAGAAAUCAAAAUUAUAAAUCAUUAUUUCUACCAUCUAAUACUGAUGAUAUAAAACCGAAAAAAUCGUUACAGAAUAUUAAGAAACGUUUUAUUAAAAAGUCGAAUAUAUCUCCACCGUGUGAUUUCAAACACUUGAAUCAUCUUCAGUCAAAUAAAAAACCAAAAUCAUUAAUAACAGGAAAUUAUUAG